CACCAUCACCAUCGAUCAUCACCGCAAGCAUUCGUUCAUCGGGUUUGUUGUUUGGGAGAUCGAGAAGGAGGUGCCGGCAGCCAUGGACAGGGCCAUCAACCGCACCUACGAGGAGUACACCCCCGCCGUCGAGUGGAGCCACUCCGCCGACGCCAGCUUCGUCAAGAUCAUCGUCCCAGGGUUUAAGAGGGAGGAGAUCAGGGUGCUGGUGGACAACCACGGCCACCUGCGGACGCGCGGCGAGCGGCCGGUGGAGGGCGGCAGGUGGAGCCGCUUCCAGAAGGACCUGCAGCUCCCCUCCGACUGCAACGUCGACGGCAUCCGCGCCAAGUUCGAGAACGAGGCGCUCACCAUCACGCUCCCCAAGAAGCACCCUUCGCCCCCGCAGCAGCAGGCCGCGCCCGUGCCCAUGCCGGCUCUGCCGGUGCCGGCGCCCAAGCCCGUGCCCGAGCCCAGGAGGCCCUACGCGGCGCCGUCCCAGAAGCCGCCGCCGGCGCUCCCGGAGCCCGCGAGGCCGGCCGCCACGGCGCCGCCCCCCGUCGUCCCUUCCCAGAAGCCCUUCGCCGACCGCAGGCCGUCGCUGCCCCGCAAGCCGGCGGACAUUCCCGCGCCGGCAAGGCCCGCGCCUCCCGUGCCCGCGCCGGCGCCGGAGUUGGAGACCCUGAACAAGCACAAUGGAGCCGCUGCCACCGCGAAGCCCGGGCUGCCCGCCUUCCCGAAGCCGACGGGGGAGUGGGUGAGGGAGGAGGCCAAGAAGCCGCAAGAGGAGGCCAUGGCGAGGAAACAGCAAGACGCGGCCGAGGAGGAGGAGAAGAAGCGGAUGGAGAGGGAGGCGAGAGGGAAGAUGGAGGAGGACAGGAAGACGGCGGAGGCGGACAAGGAGACGGAGGGGAUGAUGGACAUGGCGCGGCGGAGGAGGCCCGCGCCCGCCAACCGCGGGCUGCUGGUGAACGUGGCCGUGGCGGCGCUGGUGCUCGUCGGCAUCACGGUGUACGUGUGGCGCAACCUGAGCGCCGCUGCCUCCGGCGGGGGCGGGGAUGCCGGCGCCGGGAGCUACGGCGACGAGAUGUGAUCGAUCGAUCGAACAGUUGGCGCGAAGUAUAUAUUCGAGGCGUGGGAACGAGUGAGAGUUCAUACGUGUAAAAUGCAAGUAUAUAUAUGUAUGUAUUGUGGCUUGUUACAGAUUACAGAGCCAUGGUGGGUUGAUCAAACUUGAUGAAAUAAAAUGUGAUGCACAAGCCUUUAACUUU
This is a messenger RNA of Triticum dicoccoides, 1250 nucleotides long. RefSeq names its product inactive protein RESTRICTED TEV MOVEMENT 2-like. The record is from RefSeq and is a predicted model, not a curated record. The coding region runs from base 83 to 1072 and encodes 329 amino acids. The transcript has 2 exons. Gene Ontology annotation, biological process: cellular response to heat. NCBI's taxonomy places the organism in Eukaryota, Viridiplantae, Streptophyta, Magnoliopsida, Poales, Poaceae.